Messenger RNA from Manacus vitellinus (golden-collared manakin), 2502 nucleotides. RefSeq names its product growth arrest specific 2 like 1 (gene GAS2L1). Gene Ontology annotation, cellular component: cytoplasm; actin filament; stress fiber. Gene Ontology annotation, biological process: protein localization to microtubule plus-end; actin crosslink formation; regulation of microtubule polymerization or depolymerization. Gene Ontology annotation, molecular function: actin filament binding; cytoskeletal adaptor activity; microtubule binding. NCBI's taxonomy places the organism in Eukaryota, Metazoa, Chordata, Aves, Passeriformes, Pipridae. The coding region runs from base 6 to 1733 and encodes 575 amino acids. The transcript has 2 exons. The record is from RefSeq and is a predicted model, not a curated record.
UCACCAUGGCCAACUCCAGCCACAUCCAGUCGGCCGCCUCCAAGAGCAUCCGCCCGUUCCGCUCCAGCGAGGAGUACCUGGAGGCCAUGAAGGAGGACCUGGCCGAGUGGUUCAACACCCUCUACGACCUGGACAUCCAGGUGGACACCUUCCUGGAGAGCCUGGAGACGGGCUGUCACCUCUGCCGCCACGCCAACAACGUCAACCGCACCGCCCUGGACUUCCAGGAGCGGCACCCCGAGGCGGCCGCCCGCAUGCGGGUGCCCCAGAACGAGGUGGUCUUCCAGGCCAAGAACGUGGUGCCCGGCUCCUUCAUCGCCAGGGAUAACGUCUCCAACUUCAUCCAGUGGUGCCGGCAGGACCUGGGCAUCCAGGACGUCCUCAUGUUCGAGACCAACGACUUGGUGCUGAAGAAGAACGAGAAGAACUUUGUCCUCUGCCUGCUGGAGGUGGCCAGGAGGGGCUCCAAGUUCGGGAUGCUGGCGCCCAUGCUGAUCCAGAUGGAGGAGGAGAUCGAGGAGGAGAUGAGGGACCAAAUGGGCGACGGCGCGCUGGGCACGCGCCGGGAGAGCCGGGACCUCCAGGCGGGCGCCUUCCCCGGCCGGGCCCGGCCCAUCACCCUCUGCGACCUCAAGAACCUGGACGAGCUGGUGAGACACGCGCUCCCCUGGGAGCCCUGUGCCUGGGUGAGGGCCUCGCCGGCCACCCAGCUCCGGGCACCGCCGGGGCCCCUCUGCCCACCCAACGGGCGCUCUGUGCUCCGUGGGAGCUCCCGUCUGUCUCUGUGGUCCGUGGGAGGUCCUGUCUGCCCACCCAGCGGGUGCUCUGUGGUCCGUGGGAGGUCCCACCAGUCUCUAUGGUCCUCUGUCUCUGUGGUCCGUGGGAGGUCCUGUCUGCCCACCCAACGGGGUGCUCUGUGGUCCACCCUUCUCUGUGGCCCUCAGGAGGUCCUCUCUGUGGUCCAUGGGAUGUCCCAUCCAUCCCUGUGGUCCAUGAGAGGUCCCACAUGUCUCCGUGGCCCCCAGGAGUUCCUCUCGUGUCUCUGUGUUCCAUGGGAGGUCCUGUCUGCCCACCCAGUGGGUGCUCUGUGGUCUCUGGGAGGUCUUCUCUGCCCACCCAGCGGGGUGCUCUGUGGUCAAUGGGAAGUCCCCCCCAUCUCUAUGGCCCCCAGAAGGUCCUCUGUCUGUCUCUGUGCCUCCCUCAACGUGUUCGCCAAGCACGGGCUGCCCGCCGAGGACGGGCGGCGGAGCGGGAACAGCGACGGCAACAACAACAACGGGAACAACGGGAACAACGACGGGCUGUGCCCCCCGACGCUGCCCUCCAACCCCUCCGUGGGGGACGUGAGGCGCCGCUCCACCCUCUCCAGCUCCUCCGACGAGAGCUGCUGCUUCCCGGCCUCCUGGGACAACCGGGAGACUCCCGGGAAUCCCGGCUCCGACACCGACUGGGCGCCCGGGGAGGACGAGCUGCUGGAGAUGGAGGAGACCCCCCUCGCCCCGGGGGUCUCCACGCCCCCGCGGCGGCCCUGGGCCAAGCCCCGGCUGGACACGCAGCCCCACAAGGCGCCGUCCCGGAUCCCCACCCCGAGGGGUUACGGGGUCGGGACCCCCCGGCCCCACAACGGCAGCCCCAAGGCCUGGGGGGCCCUGCAGAGCGUCUUCUCCUCCCUGCUGGAGCCCCCCUGGGCCCCGCGGGAGCGCGAGGGGCUGGAGGAGGACACGUGGCCGUGAGAGGUGGCCACGGCACCCCUGGGGACAUCCCGGAGCGGCCACUGGAGGUGGCAGCCGUGUGGAGACGUGAUGGACGUGGCCCGGGGGCGGGCAGGACGCCUUCACCCGGUGACUGUUGGCAGGGGGGUGGGCCCUGCGAGGAGCCCCCAGCCCCAGGCAGGCCCAGAGGGCCCCGGGUGUGCCCCCAGCCCCCGGGGAGCAGCUCCGUGGGGGUGGUGGUGUGGUCAUGGUGGAGGUGGCCAGAGCAGAACUGGCACCUGGGAAUGGGGCUGGAGAGCCCCUGGCUCUGCUCAGCUGGGACUCUUCAUCUCUUCUCAUUCUUCUCAUCUUGUUUUCUCCUCCUCUUCGUGCUAUUCUUGUCAUCCUCCUCCUCAUCAUCUCAUGUUCUCUCAUAUUUCUACUCUUCUUUUGGUCACCUUCUCCCUACUCUUGUCUUCUCCUCCGUGGCCUUUGUGUCCUUCUCAUCAUCACCUUCUCUUCUCGACCUUGUCCUCCUCUUGUCUCCUUCUCUUCUUGGCCUUCUUGUCCCCUUGUCAUCAUCACCUCCUUGGUCGCUUUUUUGUUAUUUUCAUCUUCUUGGUCAUCUCCUGCCUCUCUUCUCUCCCUCCUCUUCCCUCCACCCCUGAGAUGACUUGGGGACGUGCAGCUUGUCACCACAACCCGGAUUUGAGGUCAGGAGGGGGGUCACUGUGUCCCCUCCGGCCCCAGCACUGCUGGGAUGAUGUCCCCAGGGUGGGACAGGGCUGUGCCCCCCGUGGCCCCCACCCCU